Messenger RNA from Parnassius apollo (apollo), 216 nucleotides. The record is from the annotation of a GenBank genome assembly. Lineage: Eukaryota; Metazoa; Arthropoda; Insecta; Lepidoptera; Papilionidae.
AUGGCUGAUUCCGAUCGUGUUGUUUACCCUGACGAAGUAGACGAAGCUAAGAAAAACGCAACUGAAGCCAAAACUGUGGAGGCUAGUAAGAAUGCUUCUGAAGAAAUAACCGUAAAUUCGGAUAUCCAGACACGAAAUAUGAUUUCAGUCCCACAAAAUUGUCCGUCUGGCUACAAAAUGGGGUCUGACGGUGUUUGUCGGGAAGUGUUUGAUUAG